This is a messenger RNA of Phyllotreta striolata, 1521 nucleotides long. NCBI's taxonomy places the organism in Eukaryota, Metazoa, Arthropoda, Insecta, Coleoptera, Chrysomelidae. The record is from the annotation of a GenBank genome assembly.
GUAGCGAUAUUAAUUCGGUAAGGAGAAAUGGGUUUGUUCAGUGGUUUUAGGGCAAAAUUUACCCGCGAUGCUCCGCCUAAAAAGAGCAAAAAAACAUUGCAAACCGGAGUGGUGGCUUUAAACAUUAAGUUCACAUCGGAAUUCGACUUGCCUAAUAGUUCCUCUCCCACAAGCAAUGGAACCAAACCAACGACAUACCGCAUACCACUAGCCCGAUCGGAAACAUUCGAAUCCAACAGAAGAAAUUUACUAGAAAAACUAAAAAGCAAAUCCCUAACAAACAUUUCGCCAUCCGAAAGCAAAGAGCCCGAACUCCCAACGACGGCCCCCAAGAAAUCGUCUCUAAAAAAGACGCAAAGUUUCCAACAACCGCGAGUUUCCACCGAAGAGCCCAAUUCGACGUACGUGGAGCCGAAUUCGCCCGUCAAAAAAUCGAAUAGCGCCCGAGAAAUCAGCAGAACAUCUCAAGAGGACGAAUAUAAUUACACCUACACGGACCCAUCUGAUGGAUCGCAUACUUACGAAAAAAUCUUCUACAACGAAGACCCUUCUCCUCUGAUAAUGAUGACUCAACACGAACCCGAAAUCCGCUCGCCUGAUUUCGAUCGAUUCGAGCAAUCCAAACCGGUACACGAUCCGGAAAUACUCCACAACAACACCGAGGAUUUCGAUUUUAAAUCCGAACCGGUACACGUUCCGGAGAUAGUUCACAACAACGACGAGGAUUUCGAUUUCAAAAUCAACGUCGUGCAACACGACAGGAAUUACACGUCGGAGGACGAGUUGUCUUACGUCGAAGACGAGUCACCUUACGCGGAGGACGAGCAACCGCCGAGCUUCGUAGGCUACAGUAGCCAAGCUGCUAAUAUAUUCUUCGGCGGAGGGGCGGACGUGCCGCCGGCCGCGAGACCGAGGAGGAAUAAACUUCAAAUUAGAAGCGAUAGUUACGAGGAAAUGGAUUGCUGAACAUUCGAUCGGAGUAAAUUGAAGAUUGAUAUUUUUAGUGCGUUGGAAUUUAUUGAAGGAUUCUAAUUGUAAGCUGAUUUUGGUGCAGUAGAGAAGGUGAAAUUAAGUUCAAAUUAAUGUUUUUUUUUAUUUAUCAUAUACAGGGUGUAUGAUAAACCUGUACCUUGAAAGUGCAGUUAAUGAAGUUAAUUAAGUAACAAAUUAAAAAAAAUAUCUCAGGAAUACUGAAACUUAACAAAUUUGGUAUAGGUUGCGAGUGUGCUAAGAGCAUUAACCGAUAGUUAUGGGAGAUCAAUUGAUUUAUUUCAAAUUGUUCAUCAGGGAUGAUGUUUCUUUAAAAUAUUACAGGUUUUUUAUCUGAUGAAUGAUUUUAAAAAUUUAUUAGUUAAUUUCAUAGGCAUUUUCAUUAAAAAUUUUUGUUAUUCUCUUCCUUUUUUAAAAUUUUUUAUCGUUUCGAUUAAAAACGCUAAAAAUAAAGUCAUGUACUCUAUCAAUGUUACUUAAAAUCGUCGAUAAUUCAAAGGUUGGCUGAAUUAAUUUAAAGUUGAAGGUUAA